UAAAAAUUAUCCAUACAAUUCAUAAAUGAUAAUGAUGAUUAAAAUGAAUUGUAAAAGAUUUUGGUUAAAAUUUUUUUGGUUUUUAAUUCGUUUUUUAAUAUAUGGUGGUUUAAUUGUAUGGACAAUAUACUGUAUGGUAAUGGUUAAAUUAAGAUCAAAUUUAUUCAUUGUUCAUAUGGAUCAUUUUGAUGCAAAUGAAGCUGAUUUUCCUGCAAUAACAAUCUGUGCACCAUCAAUUUUAACACCAGAAACUAUUGCAUAUUAUGAUGAAAAUUUUGCAAAUUUUCUUGAAAAAUAUGAAAAUGGUGUUUGA
Molecule: messenger RNA, 313 nt
Organism: Dermatophagoides pteronyssinus (European house dust mite)
Lineage: Eukaryota; Metazoa; Arthropoda; Arachnida; Sarcoptiformes; Pyroglyphidae
Biological process (GO): sodium ion transmembrane transport
Cellular component (GO): plasma membrane
Molecular function (GO): ligand-gated sodium channel activity
Source: RefSeq, a predicted model, not a curated record